Messenger RNA from Penicillium bovifimosum, 501 nucleotides. RefSeq names its product MARVEL domain-containing protein. The transcript has 5 exons. Gene Ontology annotation, cellular component: membrane. The record is from RefSeq and is a predicted model, not a curated record. The coding region runs from base 1 to 501 and encodes 166 amino acids. Lineage: Eukaryota; Fungi; Ascomycota; Eurotiomycetes; Eurotiales; Aspergillaceae.
AUGCCCGUCAUCUCUCGUCUGGCGUCCAUCAUCCUCCGCGUGGCAGAAAUAGCGUUUGCAGCUGUCGUCGCAGGCAUCAUCGGACACUACCUUUCCCAGGUCCACCACAGCAACGUAGAUGUCGACUGGUGGGGCCAGUCACGAUGGAUCUACACUGAAGUAAUCGCCGGUUUAUCCAUACUGCUAGGACUGAUAUGGCUGAUCCCGUUCUCCUCCGGCUUCUUCUCCUGGCCCCUGGAUAUCAUUAUCUCGCUGGCUUGGUUUGCUGCGUUCGGUGUGCUUGUCGACACUAUUCGUCACCUGCCGUGCGGCAGCAUCUGGCAUUGGCGCUUCAGGGGAGAGUCCAUGUGUGGUCGCUGGAAGGCAGCUGAGGCUUUCAGCUUCCUCUCUGCUAUCCUCUGGCUUGUCUCCGCCAUCGUGGGUAUCUGGUUUACUUUCCGGGUCCGUCACAACACCGUCGAUGGAACUCGCCGCCGUCGCUGGGGCCGUUCUGCUGUCUAA